Molecule: messenger RNA, 1597 nt
Organism: Anopheles darlingi
Lineage: Eukaryota; Metazoa; Arthropoda; Insecta; Diptera; Culicidae
Exons: 2
Coding region: 63-1385 (440 amino acids)
Source: RefSeq, a predicted model, not a curated record
AACAACACUCAAGAGAAGAUCACACCCGUCCAAAGUCAGCGAUAGUCGCUUCUUCGGGAAGGAUGAAACCCCGAAGGAACACAGUAUUAAUUAUCGCUUUGAUAAUUCAUUUCCUGAUAUCUGUUGUUACUACAAAAGCCAUCAUCGCCCAGAAUGCUGAAGGAGCGCAAAACAUCCCCGGUAUAGAUAAGAAACGAUUGGGGUACGAAUAUCCUGUGCCCUACUCCGAUAUACCUAUUGGAUUGGAUCUUCAGUAUGAGGAUGCAACCGCACUUCCUUUGCUUCACAAUGAAGCAAUAAGUCAACAAGUUCAUGAUAAUUAUCACCACUUAGAUACCCACGACGAACUGCAUGAUUUAGGAUACUGGAAAAAAAAAUUGAUCUGGAAAGAAGGAUGGAAAAAAAUCUGGAAAAAGGAUCACAAGCAAAUUUGGAAGCCGGAUUGGAAAAAGAUUUGGAAACCUAUUUGGAUUCCUACUGAAAUACCGAUUUGGAAGGAUAUUCAAGUCCCGGCGUGGAAACAGAUCUGGAAACCAAUUUGGAAGGAGAUUCAGGUACCUGCUUGGAAAGAAGUUCAAGUAUCACACUGGAAAAAGAUUUGGAAACCUAUCUGGGUACCACAUAAAGUGCCAGCAUGGAAGGAAGUACAGGCGCCGGCGUGGAAACAGAUUUGGAAACCGGUUUGGAAAGAAAUACAAGUUCCUGAUUGGAAAGAGGUGCAAGUUCCUGUUUGGAAACAAUACUGGUAUCCUGACUGGAUAAAAAUUGGUAUUCCUGGCGAAAAAUUUUUAGGCAAAGAUCACGAAGGAUGGGAAUACACUAGUCAUGAUUUGUGGAAAAAGAAACUAGUGUGGAAAUCAGCCUGGAAAAAAGUUUGGAAAACAGAAAAUAAGCAAAUUUGGAGGACAGAUAAAAAACUAGAAUGGAAAUCGGCUUGGAAACAAAUUUGGCACUUGGUCAAAAAACAAAUUUGGGUAGACGAUAAGAAGCUAGCAUGGAAAGAAGCCUGGAAAGAAGAAUGGAAAACGGAAAAAAAGCAAAUUUGGAGGACAGAAAAAAAGUUGGAAUGGAAGGCUGCUUGGUUGCAAAUUUGGAAGCCUAGUAAGAAACUUAUAUGGGUACCAGACAAAAAAAUUGAAUGGAAAGAAGCUUGGAAACAAAUUUGGGUUCCCGUCGUCAAAGAAACGUGGUUGCCUUCUUGGAAGAAAAUUUGGAAACCAGUAUGGAUAUCGGAGUGGUUCCCAUCGCCAGAUCAUCAUGAUCAUCACCUCCACGAACACCACGACUGGGACCGUAAAGACGUAGACAUAAAGGCUAAUAAUGGAAAAGUAGUUUUUGAGAAAAACAUAUCCAGCAACAAUCCCAGCAAUCCAAGUACGCUCUAGAAAUCAUAAAACGAAUAAGAUCGACUAACAUAAUAAACUUAGCAACAAGCCAUUUAGAUCCAGAUAAGCAACACAUUGAGAGUGUAAUGUAUACAUUUUCUAAUUAAGGUUUUACUCAAAGUUCGUAUCACACAGAAGAUUUAAUUUUCACUUCAACAGUUAUUAUUAUUGAGAUAAGUAUUUAAACAGUAUUACCAGCUGUAAAUAUAUUU